UCAAGUCUUAUUAUUAACGCAUCACCAUGCCUCCUAAAGUCAGUGGAAAAGCCGUCAAAAAAUCUGGCAAAGCCCAGAAAAACAUUUCGAAGAGCGACAAGAACAAGAAGAAGCGUAAGAGGAAGGAGAGUUACGCUAUUUACAUCUACAAAGUCUUGAAACAAGUACAUCCUGAUACUGGAGUCUCCAGCAAAGCUAUGAGCAUCAUGAACAGCUUUGUAAACGACAUCUUCGAGCGCAUUGCUGCUGAAUCAUCCCGUUUGGCUCAUUACAACAAGAAGUCAACCAUUACAUCCCGGGAGAUCCAAACUGCUGUUCGCCUACUACUUCCUGGAGAACUCGCCAAGCAUGCAGUUAGUGAAGGCACUAAAGCCGUCACCAAGUACACCAGCUCUAAAUAAAUCAAUACCUUCGGGUAUUCCAAAACGGUCCUUUUCAGGA
Chelonus insularis is the source of this 441-nucleotide messenger RNA. RefSeq names its product histone H2B-like. The transcript has a single exon. Lineage: Eukaryota; Metazoa; Arthropoda; Insecta; Hymenoptera; Braconidae. Gene Ontology annotation, cellular component: nucleosome. Gene Ontology annotation, molecular function: protein heterodimerization activity; DNA binding; structural constituent of chromatin. The record is from RefSeq and is a predicted model, not a curated record. The coding region runs from base 27 to 401 and encodes 124 amino acids.